Grosmannia clavigera kw1407 is the source of this 1518-nucleotide messenger RNA. RefSeq names its product amino acid or gaba permease. Gene Ontology annotation, biological process: amino acid transport; transmembrane transport. Gene Ontology annotation, cellular component: membrane. The record is from RefSeq and is a predicted model, not a curated record. Lineage: Eukaryota; Fungi; Ascomycota; Sordariomycetes; Ophiostomatales; Ophiostomataceae. The transcript has 6 exons. Bases 1 to 1518 code for a protein of 505 amino acids. Gene Ontology annotation, molecular function: transmembrane transporter activity.
AUGGAAGAGGAGAAGAAGUGCAGCUCGCUGCUAAAUGUAGCCAGCUCGGGUAAGGUCGAGGAGGGCGAGACCAUCAUGAUAUUGAAAGACGAGCAGCAUUUGGCCAAUCUUGGCUACAAGCAAGAAUUCAUGCGUCAUCUCGGCCUCUUUGAGAACUGGGCCGCCACGUUUACGUCCAUGAACUUUGUCAGUGGCAUCCCGGUCCUAUUUGGUUGGGUCAUGUACACAGGUGGACCAAAGUCUGCCUUUGCCAACUGGACCAUGGUUGGUGGCCUGUCGUUUAUCGUGUCGCUGGUCAUGGCUGAGAUUGCGGCCGCAUUUCCCACCGCCGGCGGCAUAUAUUUUUGGUCAUAUCGGCUCGGUGGCGAGAAAUGGGGGCCCUUUCUGAGCUGGAUGACAGCCUGGUGGAACUGGGCAGGCUGGAUCUGCGUCGUUCCAGGUGUGCAGCAGGGCGCGACCAACUUUCUUCUCAGCGGUCUUCAGAUCCAAUAUCCUGAUGCUGACGUGCUGACCAAGGGUUGGUUGGCCUGGCUUCUGACGGCUAUUGGAAUGGUUUUUGCCACUGUGCCCAAUAUUAUCUCGCAGCGCGCCUCCGGCCACUUCCAGACCAGCACCGGGGCCUUUGACAACAUUUACAAUGGCAUCAACGAGAGGAAUUCGAAUCAAGCAUCGGAUUCGUAUUGCUGGGUCAUCGGCGUCUUGUUUGGUGCCUGGGUUUUUUACGGAUAUGACGCCUCGGCGCACUUGGCAGAGGAGACGCACGAUGCGUCCGAGGUGGUUGCCAAGGGCAUGUGGAUGUCCACCCUAUCUUCCUGGCUCCUAUCAAUUCCGACGCUCAUUCUCAUCCUGUUCUGUAUGCAAGACUUUCAAGGCAUCAUCUCGGCGUCUUACACCAACAACUGGGCGGAAUACUUGGUGCAACUCAUAGGAAAGCCAGGAGCAGUAGCUGUCCUUUCUAUUCUCUGGGUCGACUUGACCUGCGCUACCGCCAGCUGCUUCAUGUCUGCUCAGCGCGUGACUUUUGCCAUCUCUCGCGACGGCGUCCUUCCGUUUUCGAAGUACUUUAGAAAACUCAACGAAAAGAAGAUCCUCGUCCAUGCCGCAUAUCUCGUACUUGCCCUCAGUAUCGCCAUUACCUGUGCCGUCAUCGGCUCGACUGUCGCCUUCUCUGCUAUCACAGCCACGGCCACAAUUGCUACCAACUUCUCAUAUCUCAUCCCUAUCUGCGCCCGCUAUACAGUCGGACGGCGCAGUUUCCAGCCCGCCAAGUGGAGCCUGGGUAGGUACAGCAUCGUUUUCGGCGUGAUACCCAUGCUCUAUAUCAUGUUCUUAUUUGUCGUGCUUUUGCUGCCGCAGCUUUAUCCUGUCACCAGUGAAACGCUGAACUAUGCGCCAAUCUGCAUCGGGAUUGUCACCAUCAUCAGCCGUAUUGGAUGGAUACUGCCCUUUGGCUUCGGCGGCAUGCACUGGUUCACGGGCCCCAAGCGGACAAUAGAUGAACUUGAACACCGAGAUUAG